Cladophialophora carrionii CBS 160.54 is the source of this 2205-nucleotide messenger RNA. RefSeq lists its product as uncharacterized. Bases 1 to 2205 code for a protein of 734 amino acids. The record is from RefSeq and is a predicted model, not a curated record. Gene Ontology annotation, molecular function: RNA binding. The transcript has a single exon. NCBI's taxonomy places the organism in Eukaryota, Fungi, Ascomycota, Eurotiomycetes, Chaetothyriales, Herpotrichiellaceae.
AUGGCUCAAGACAGCAAGAGGCGCAAGCUGUCUAACGGCAGCUAUGAAGCCACUAGUCCCGAAACCACGAAAAAGAACCAAAACAGCGAGGCAGUGGCCAGGGACCAAAGGCGGUCACUCUUCGUUCGCUCUCUGCCGGCCUCAGUGACGACUGAGCGGCUCGCUGAACACUUCUCCGACUCCCUCCCAAUCAAACAUGCUACCGUCGUCGUCGAUCCAGAGACAAAGAUCUCGCGAGGCUUUGGUUUUGUCACGCUAGCAGACGCCGAGGAUGCGCAGGCCGCCGUGGCCCAGUUCAACAAUUCUGAGCUGGACGGGAGGAAGAUAAAGGUCGAAUUAGCCGAAGCAAGACACAGAGAUGGGGACGUCGCAGGCAGGGGUACUGUCAACACAACUGCCCUCAAGCUCAAGGCCGAAAGGGAGAAGAGCAAAGAAGACUCGCAAGCACCCAGGCUUAUUGUGCGAAACCUGCCGUGGAGCAUCAAGACGUCGGACGACCUCGCCGCCCUAUUUCGGAGCUAUGGGAAGGUCAAGCACGCUGUCGUACCCAAAAAGAGCCCAAAGGUCCAGUACGGCUUUGGUAUUGUUUUGCUGCGAGGUAAAAAGAAUGCCGAGAGAGCAAUUGCCGGGGUCAAUGGCAAAGAGAUCGAUGGUCGCACAUUAGCUGUUGACUGGGCCGUGGACAAGGAGACAUGGCAGGAGGUGCAAAAGACCGGCCAGGACAAACCGCAAUCGAAGGACACAGAGCAGCCCACCGGCGAGCGCGGACGUGAAAGUGCUGGGGCUGACGGCCGUGAGAGUGAAGAAAUCGAUUCCGACGAAAUUUUACAUGAGGAUCAGAAUGCUGAGGAUAACACUGACCUAGCACAAACGUCCGAUGAGGACUCGGUCGAUGACUUGGAUGCUCAAGCCGAUGAAGAGGACCUCGGAUCGGAAGCCGAGAGUGCUAUUUCGGACGACGAGCCGUCCCGGAACAGGAACGACACCACCGUGUUUGUGAGAAAUCUACCCUACAGCACCGAUGACGAUGCUCUGAAAGACCACUUCUCUGCCUUCGGACCAGUACGGUAUGCUCGAGUUGUCUAUGACCAGGAUACGGAAAGACCGCGAGGAACGGGCUUUGUCUGUUUCUUCAAUGUCGAGGAUGCCAAAGGCUGUGUCAAGAACGCUCCAAGGCACGGGACUUCAACAGAGCAGGCGGACAAGGAGAAGAAACGCCGUGGCGAAAACCUCAAGCAUUCUAUCUUGGAAAACGAGGCAUCGGAUCCUUCUGGUCAAUAUACGCUCGAAGGUCGUGUUCUCCAGGUCACCCGUGCAUUGAGCAGGGAAGACGCAGAGCGACGAGCCAGCGAAGCGAGCGACAAACGGGACAUUCGCGAUCGGGACAAGCGCCGGCUCUACUUGCUCUCCGAGGGCUCCAUCACGAACGGAUCCAAGCUCUACGAGCAGCUAGGCAAGGCAGAGAUUGACAUCCGAGAGGCCAGUGCUCGCCAGCGUCAAAAGUUGAUCAAGAGCAGUCCCAACCUGUGUUUGAGCUUGACUCGACUGAGUGUCAGGAAUCUGCCCCGAGGCAUCGGCAGCAAGGAGCUGAAGGCCCUAGCCAGAGAAGCUGUGGUUGGGUUCGCCAAGGAUGUCAAGGAGGGCCUGCGGCAACCCCUGAACAAGGAAGAAUUGCGCCGCGGUGGUAGCGAAAUGCAAGAGGCCGAGCGCAAACGCAAGCAGUCCGGAAAAGGCAUCGUCAAACAGGCCAAAGUCGUGUUCGAGGAUAAAGAGGGCGGUAAAGUGAAGGAGGGUGCGGGUCGAAGCAGGGGCUACGGCUUCAUUGAAUAUGUCAGUCACCGGAAUGCCCUUGCUGGGUUGCGUUGGCUCAAUGGACACAUGGUGAAGGCGAAGAAUGGCGGCGAAGAAAGAGGAAAACGACUCAUUGUUGAGUUCGCGAUUGAGAAUGCUCAAGUGAUCCAACGACGCGCCGAAAGAGAGCGCAAGGCACGAGAAGAAGGCGGCAGCAGAACGAGACCGAGCGACAGAUCCCACAACGACGACGGCGGCAAGGGAAGCAAAAAACGGAAACGGGCUGACAAGGCCGACAAAGAGUCACGCCCUCAAGCCGCGGAAGCCUUGGAUCCCGAGGAGAAGAACCGCGUGGCGAAGCGGAACAGGAUCAUUGCGAAGAAGCGCCAGGCUAGAAAGAUGCGCAAGGGCUGA